AUGCAUUACGUAUUAGCAAUCUCACAACCGCAAUAUGUUCUGGUCGUUUUGCUCACAUCGGACUUGCAUAUUAUUAGUCAUCCGAGUACUGGUGCAUUUCUUCAGCCUAUAGAAGCCACAACAAAAGGUUUAAAUGAUGUAAUUGAUAUUGUUAAUGUCGAGAGACAAAGUAUUCGUGCGAUGAAUAGUAGUUUAGGUUUAUUCGAUACACGUUUGAAUAAUUUAGAAAAACAUGUCAAAACUAUUAUUAAAAUUGUCUUUGAUCUGGUUCAACUUGAUUUUGAAACAUCGAUUUAUGCUUCGAUGCCUCUAAUUGAAGUUGUUACACAACUUCUCUGUUUUCAACAAUUAGUAUUUAUUCCAUCUUCACUGUAUCAAGCAACAUCACCAGAUGAAAUUGGACGUUUAGUAGGAACAAAUUUAUCUGGUUUACCGAGAAUUAAUCAUGUAUUUUCAGUUUAUGAAAUAUUAUCAAUUCCAUUUAAACACCAUUCAAAAUUUAUUCAGUUAGGUGAGAUACAGAGUUCUGAUUAA
Messenger RNA from Didymodactylos carnosus, 534 nucleotides. NCBI's taxonomy places the organism in Eukaryota, Metazoa, Rotifera, Eurotatoria, Philodinida, Philodinidae. The record is from the annotation of a GenBank genome assembly.